Messenger RNA from Trichogramma pretiosum, 843 nucleotides. RefSeq names its product radial spoke head protein 9 homolog (gene Rsph9). The record is from RefSeq and is a predicted model, not a curated record. The coding region runs from base 1 to 843 and encodes 280 amino acids. Lineage: Eukaryota; Metazoa; Arthropoda; Insecta; Hymenoptera; Trichogrammatidae. Gene Ontology annotation, biological process: motile cilium assembly; axoneme assembly; cilium movement involved in cell motility. Gene Ontology annotation, cellular component: radial spoke; axoneme. The transcript is spliced from 4 exons.
AUGGAUUGCAUGAAAUUAUCAGAAACUCAAGAUAUAUUUGGUCACGCAGGUUUUUGCAUUAGCAUAGAGCAAUCUAAGUUACUCCAAAAUUCUUUAAUAGUUUUACAAAAAGAAAAUCAUUUUCAAAAAUGUUUCUACUGGGGGAAAAUUUAUGGUAUUCAACAGGAUUAUCACAUCGCUUAUGGGUAUAAAAAAGAAUGUCUUGAAAGUAGAAAGUAUUUUUACAGUUUCGAUUGCUUAAAUUGGUUACUAAUGCCAAUGAUAACUAGAAGUCAUAUUUUACUUGCACCUUUGGCAAUUUUCGACUUUCAAGGAGACCCUUCAGUCGUAACAAACGUCUACGAUACGAAUCCACCCUAUUUUAUGGAUAAAGAGAUGGAACCCCUCAAUAAAGAUUCAACCAAAACGUAUCUCAAGGAAGAAGACAGACUUGCAGCAACGAUUUAUUCAAUUGCUACAAACGCUGCUAUUAUUCCCAGAGGAGCUUGGAUUAAAUUAGAUGAUGGUAGAAUAAUCGAAAAUAUGAAUUUUGAGGGUUUGGACUUGAAAGAUGCGCAAAAAGUUAAAUCUUACUCACUAGCAAGACCACCGCAGAGCAAAUGGAAUGCUAAUCUUCUCACUAGAACAAAUUUUAAUUGUACCUACGACUUUCUUGAUACCAUUGAUGAAUGUGUUCCGCCAGAGUGUUGGAACUUGCAAAUUGUUCAAGCUGGACGUUUGGCGUUGCUUCACAACUUGUGUUGGCCUGGAAUGACAUUUUUCCAUAAAAUCAACACCCCGCACCAUGGUUAUUUAUAUGUUGGAAAUGGAAAAAGAAAUUUAGAUGUUCCUUUUAUGUUAUAA